Molecule: messenger RNA, 2739 nt
Organism: Leishmania braziliensis MHOM/BR/75/M2904
Lineage: Eukaryota; Euglenozoa; Kinetoplastea; Trypanosomatida; Trypanosomatidae
Exons: 1
Coding region: 1-2739 (912 amino acids)
Source: RefSeq, a predicted model, not a curated record
AUGGACUCUGAGGCAGGUAUGCACAACGACGACUGCGAUGAUGCGCAGUCGCUGGCUCUACCGGUGGAGGAAGGCGCGUCCUCUGCGGUCAUCGUGGAUGCGGCCCAUGCGGGGCACCACGACGUCUCUUCUUCUCUAUCAGAAGCGACAGCUGCGUCGACCCUGGCGUUCCCGCUGCCGACUCCUGCCGCGCGUCUCUUUACUUCGCGACGGCUUGUGAGUGACGCGUCCUCCGUGGCCGGCAUGCGACCGUUGCGUUGGCCGAGCACCUCGUCGCCACGUACUUUGGGAAGUUCUGUUGUGACCUUUGCGCCUUCCACCCAAUAUGAUCAGUGCCGCCAGCGCACCAAUGUGGCGUUACGGAGAGCUGACGACGUGUCGCGCCUCGCACUUCCGGGCCCCUUUCUGGAGUCACCGUUGUCGUUCAUGUUGGCUCCAGAAGGGCUGGUGGCCGACCCCGCGUUGAGGGCCCUCAGACUACCGCAUCCCCGCGACAUUGCCAGCCGCCCAUCCAUACUGUCGCCACAGCGGGCACCUUCAUCUACACAGAGCGAGGACCUCAGGGACGUUACGGUGAAGGACUUCAACGACACCUCGUCCUCCGCUGACUCUGCGUGCUCUACAAAUUCAUCAUCGACGACACUCCUCGACAGUGACACCCCUGCCGUGCGGCCGCGCACACCGCCCUCAUUGGCGCUUGGGCUGUUGCUCCCCAACGCGUCUCUGCGAGCGCCAUCUGACGGCAGGCACUGGACCUUUCCCUUAGUGACGGGUGAUAUGGGCAGCUCAGUUGUUGCCGCCGUUAGCGCUACUGCUGAUGCAUCGACGCCGUCGCUCACGGACACCAGUGACGUCUCCUUCACCUUGCUCGAGCCGGAGAAGCUGGGGAGCACGGCGACGCAUUGGCUCGCUGAGGCGGUUGGUUCAGUCAGUGAGCGGUGCUACGUGGAGGACUCGUAUACAGAAAGGGUGGGUGUUGCUCCUUGUCAAGGUUGUAAAGGGACGCUGGCGACGCAUCAAACAGACGAGCCGUGCCUGACAGUUGCGGUGGUGCCAUCGCCGCUGCUUCUCGAGAGCUUCUCGCUGCUGUCAACCCCCGAGCUGACGCCGUUUAUCGUACCACCGCCAUCGCCGCCGCCAACUUCAGUUGACCUGGCGAACCUGCGAGUGAUGCUGCUGGCACCUGACGCACUCUCCACAGAGCCGUAUACCGCUCCUCUCUGUGACGCCUUCUCCAGCAGCAAUGUGGAGUUGCGCGUGAACGCCGAAGCCGAGCUGACGACUCUGCGCCAGCAGAAGUCCUCGUCCGCUGUCAUUGUUGAACACUCGCAGUGGAGGGGUGAAGAGGUCAACGAGGCCCUACAGACUGCUGGUUUCCCAAUGGACAGGGCAGCAGCAGCGAUAUCGAUGGCGAGAAUCACUGAGGUGUAUUCUAACAACUGCGGCACCGGUGCCAUCGAUGCGCAGCCAGCGAGGAUGACCACACCGCCGCACGUAACCUUCCUUUCCGUUGCCAGCAGCGGCAAUGACAGCGCUCGUGACGGAUGUGAGGGCGCAGUGGUUAACUCCUGCAUUUCCUCGGCUGGCGCUGGGAAGGUAGGCGCAGGCGGCACGGCGGUGCCCGCACCUCCAUCACCGCAUCCACCGCCCCACUCUGCCAUACUUUUCUCUCCUCGCCCCCAGGGGCGCUCUGGCGGCGCGUCCGCUGCCGCUGCAGGCAAGGCGUGGCUGCUUUCGCCGAUCCCGAGGCCUAUACCGUCGAGGCCGCGCCUUUUUCAGUGCCCGCCGGAGUGCUCUGCAGGUUUGAUCAAGCGCAGCCUGGAGAUGAUCCUCGAGACGGAGCGCCCCCCGUCCUUGUCUGAUGAGUCGCCUGCGGUGAGGGACAGGGGGACUCCUGAGGGGUCCUCGCAGCCUCCAGCGCGCGGCGAUACGGCGCAACAGGCACAUUUGUGGAGCCGCUGUGAAGGCCCUGAUGUCGCCUCUGUCCCCAUGGCCAACAGCACCACUCGUGGCUCCCUGCAUCACGCUGGCGGCAUCGUGGCUGGAGAGGACGACACCACCGACGCCACUUCACCGACGAAGCAACUCACUCACCGCAGGGGCAGCCGCGGCCGCCGGAGAAGUGGCCACCAAAGCUGUGACAUCGGUGCAGGCACGCCGUGCCUGGCGAAGGCCUCAAAAGGAUCAACAGCAGCAGGCUCACUACUGCCGCUGACAUCACCGACACCACCGCGCUCGUUGCUAGCGGCGCGGUAUUGGUCAUCGUUCCGCCUCAGCGGUGGCCAAGGUAGCGGCCACCUCCUUCCGUGCCCUCAACGGCACCUACCGAGGCAGCUGGCAACGCCAUUCGCCAACGUUGAUACCACUGCCACUACAGGAAGAGCUUAUCCAUCGUUGUCAUCUCCCGUGUCGCAGCAGUCAGUGGGCCUCGAUUUGUCCUUGUUGUCCCUUACAGUGCAGUCCAGCUCUGCACCAGGACGUUCAACGAAUUUAUCUCUUCCCUGCACCCCGUCGCUGCAUGCGUUUCCCAUGCCUUGCAAGUCCCCGCCCAACUUGACAUCCACAAUCGCGACGACGACGACCAGGCAGCGCUUCUCCGGCCGUGAAGGACUGAGCAGUCCUGCCUCUACGACUCGGAGCGGACCCAAUCACCUUUCUCCCCUUCCAUACGCUGACCCGCAGGGUGCCGUGUGGUGCCUCGACCCCAACUUAGCCAGAGGGGGCAGAGACGACAGCUGA